This is a messenger RNA of Pygocentrus nattereri (red-bellied piranha), 6345 nucleotides long. Its product is annotated as semaphorin-3D. Bases 218 to 2476 code for a protein of 752 amino acids. Gene Ontology annotation, biological process: axon guidance; semaphorin-plexin signaling pathway; positive regulation of cell migration. Gene Ontology annotation, molecular function: semaphorin receptor binding; chemorepellent activity. The transcript has 18 exons. The record is from RefSeq and is a predicted model, not a curated record. NCBI's taxonomy places the organism in Eukaryota, Metazoa, Chordata, Actinopteri, Characiformes, Serrasalmidae.
UUUGUUUAUAGGCUCGUGCGCGCACGAGGACUGGAGGGCAGCGCGAGACCUCAUCGUACGUGAAGUUAGUCAGUGGUCCGGCACCGGCAGCGCCUCAGAGAGUACAAGUGGAAUAAGUCAUUAAUUCAGGAGCGAAAGAAGAGGAGAAGUACAGUUCGAACCACAAAGGUAAUGUGACAGAGAACACUUCCUGCAUCUGAAGCAGUGGAAACUGGAGAUGAAGACUGUGGGACCAUGGAGGACAGGGCCAAUGCUGGCUGUGCUGCUUCAGUUUCUGUUGCCCGCUCUCAGAGCCAGCAGUACCUGGAGCCAGAAUGAACCACGACUGCAGCUCUCCUAUACAGAAAUGCGUUCAAGGAACAGUUCGGCAGUGUUCUGGCAGGGUGGGUCAAGUGGUGGCUACCAGACCCUGCUGCUAGACGAGGACCGGGGCUGGUUAUUGCUGGGAGGACGAGACCAUGUGUACAUGCUCCAGUCUGAGAGUCUUAACCAGCCUAUGCGUAAGAUUCACUGGCCAGCUGGAAGGGAACAUACUGAACGUUGCAGGCAUGCAGGAAAGAAUCUGUCGACGGACUGUGCCAAUUUUGUGAAGCUCCUGCAACCAUUCAACAAAACUCAUGUGUAUGUGUGUGGAACCGGGGCGUACCACCCUCAGUGUACAUACAUUGACCUGGGCCACAGCAUCGAGGAACCUGCAUUUACACUGCUUAGCCAUGCUGUCGAGUCCGGGAGAGGGAAAUGUCCCUUCAGUCCGCACGAAUCGUUUACCGCACGACUCACUGAUGGGGACCUGUAUGCAGGAACGUCAGUGGACUUCAUGGGAAAUAACGCAGCCAUAUUUCGCACCUCUGUGCACAGCAGCAGUCAGCACUACAUCCGUACUGAGGCUUACCAUGAUCACUGGCUCAAUGAGCCAGAGUUUGUGGACUCUUACUCCAUCCCAGACACGCACAGCCUGGACGAUGACAAAGUCUACUUCUUUUUCAAGGAAACGGCUGUGGAGUCCAACCAGCUGGACAAGCGCAUCUAUAGCCGAGUGGCCAGAGUUUGCAAGAAUGACAUUGGUGGAAAGAGGAGUCUGAUUAAUCGUUGGAGCACCUUUCUGAAGGCUAGACUGGUGUGUUCAGUGGUAGGGCCAGGAGGCAUGGACACACACUUCGAUGAGCUGGAGGACAUCUUCCUGUUGGAGACCAAAGACCCACAGAAUCCAGUCAUUUAUGGAGUCUUCUCAACUUCCAGCUCCAUCUUCAGAGGCUCGGCCGUUUGUGUCUACUCCAUGGCGUCCAUUCGAGCCGCCUUCAAUGGGCCCUUUGCUCACAAAGAGGGCCCAGACUACCGCUGGGUGGAGUACAAAGGGAGGAUCCCAUAUCCACGGCCUGGAACUUGUCCUAGUGAGACAUAUGACCCACUCCACAAGUCUACCCGUGACUUUCCUGAUGAUGUGGUGAGCUUCAUGAGAGGGCACCAGCUGAUGUGGGAGCCGGUGGUUCCCAUCCACCGACGGCCAGUGUUCACCCACGUCAAUGUCCCCUACAGGCUGAAGAAGCUGGUGGUGGACAGAGUGGAGGCAGAGGAUGGACAAUAUGAUGUACUGCACUUGGGUACAGAUGAUGGGAAAGUACUAAAGGUGGUGUCUAUCCCCAAGGAGAACUUGGAAACUGAGGAAAUCAUACUGGAAGAGCUGAAUGUGUUUCAGAGCCCCAUACUAAGCAUGGAGCUGUCCACCAAGCGGCAAGUGCUGUUUGUGAGCAGUGAUAAGGAGGUGGCUCAGUUGCCUCUGCAGCGGUGUGAACUCUAUGGGAAGGCAUGUGCAGACUGCUGCCUGGCUAGAGACCCCUACUGCGCUUGGAACGGCACCACUUGUAGCAGCUAUUUCCCCAGUAACAAGAGGCGCGCCCGGAGACAGGAUGUGAGGUAUGGGGAUCCCUGGAGCCAGUGUCAAGACCUGGGAGAUGGCUUCGAGGACAUUGAGCUGAGGAUGAUUUAUGCAGUCGAGAGCAACUCAACUUUCUUGGAGUGCAUGCCACGAUCACCACAGGCAACGACCAAAUGGGUCAUGCAGCAGAGCCACACUCAGACCACUAGGGAGCUACUCCCUGGUGAAGAUAACGUCAUUCACACCCGCCGUGGUCUCCUCCUGCAGCACAUCACCUCUUUGGAUGCUGGUCUCUACCUGUGCACGACACACGAGCGGUUAUUCUCCCGCACACUGGCACGCUACGAGUUGCGAGUCAUCACUGAGCCACACGCACUGGCCUCCAGGCCAGCCACUAACCAUGCGUCAUCACCGCUGAGCUUGAAAGAGCUGAACCUGAUUGGGGUCAGUGGGCUCACAGCAGAUGAGUACUGCGAGCAGCUGUGGUAUCGUGAGAAACGAAAGCAGCAGAAGUUGCGUGCACUGAAGUGGAAGCAAGUGUCAGAAAACCGCAAGGCGAGAGUCCGGCGGCAAAAUCCACCAUAUGAGCUGCUUCAGUGAAGGUGGAGUAAUAGACUUUGGAGGGGAGUCGAAGGACAUUUGGAUUUGCCUUGGUUGAUCAGUGCGUUUCAGGAUUAGCCACUUGUGCUUUGUUAUUUCUUAUAAGGGCCACAUUAAUUGAGUUGUAAAGAAAAGAAUAUUAUCAAUAUUCUGCUCAUUUUUUACAAAAAGCUGAUCAUCAAAUCAAAUCAAAUCAAAUUUAUUUGUAUAGCACUUUUUACAACGGAUGUUGUCACAAAGCAGCUUUACAGAAUUUCGGAAAAGACAAAGUUUCAACAGGACUGUAAGAAUGUACAGAAACCUGAUCUUGGUAGAUUGCCAAAAAUAGGUUAAUAUUCACACCUGAAUAUUGAAAUUUCUAUCCACUAUUCAUGUGAAGUAAUAUAUUAUCUAUAUAAUAGAAAAAAUUACAUGAAAGUUUGCACUGUCCACUGAAGACUCAGCUUGUUGCACGUAAUGCUCAUUUUGCUCCAUUGAUGAUUGUGAAGCAAGCGUAAGAUGAAGAUUAAAAUAGCACACUCAACUACAUUGUGGAACUCGCCCUUGGUAGAUCCGCCCCGAUGGCAGAUAGGAUUAAGUCAGAUGUUGUACCACACCUGUUAUAGCGUUCCAUGGGCCAGUUUAUUUCUGAAUAGUGUCAGUUGGACUUAACGUAGUUCAGGGGAAAGUGGACUAAUUCUAUUGGUAAUUAUAUUUAGAAAAUAUGUGCUUUUAUUAAUUUCCUGAUGAAGAGCAAUCAGUAAAUGUAGUAUGUGUUAUCAAUUAGUGCAAAAAUGUGCAAGCUUUCAAGGGCUUUGGCUUUGAGGUAAAUCUGUGCAAUAUCCUUUUCUACUGGAUAAAAUCUCUGUUGGGAAACUUCGUAUUUCACCAGGCUGGUGGCAUCCAGUAAGAUUUCUCUUUUAUUAUGCCCAUUUUUACCUCUUGAGGGGCAUUAUUUGGCCUAUGAGGUUUGUUUUGGAAGUUAAGUAAAAAACUAAGAUGACCAGGGCAAAGGUAUUCUAGGAUCAGGAUUUAGAACCACUAGUAGAACAGUGGUAUAACUAGAUGGGGGCAAUCUCACAGGAGACGCAGUUACUUGGCUCCCUAAAAUCUUUAUUGCACCCCCCCAUGUAGAUACUGACACAGUUAUACAAAGAAUAUAGUUUCUUAGCAAUUAGCUUUUAUCAACUCUUCAUAGACAGCUGUGAUGUCUGUUCAUCUCCCUGUUAUUCAUAAUGCAUGCCAUCCUUGAUUACCAUUGUCAGACCAGACCUUCAUUUACAUAUAUGUAUUUUUAGUUGUUUAACUGGUGUGCUUAUCCCGAGUGACCUACAAAACAUGCAGACAGUAGAAGCCAAAGCGAUACAAAUCUACAACUUAGGAGACAAGAAUGUAACUUGAACUAAGUCUCCACUUAGAUCAAGCUAUGUUAAGAGGAGAAUGAAUUAAGUGCAUUUAAUUUUUAGUAAAAUAUUAAAACAGUGCAGCUGAGUACAAUCAGGUGUAAACAUGAUGAGUCUUCAGAGCAGGUGUGUCAAACUCAACCACUACUUGGGAAUCUGAUAGAUUUGGAAAAAAGUUGAGGACCAUUUUCUUUUGGUUUAUUUGUUAAGAGUAACUGAACACUACCCAGAAAGGAAGACCAGUGUUGAGAUCUACUACACUAACUUCAGUUCUGGCAAGACAAUAAUUCGCUUAGUUAAUCCUGAAACAAAACGGAUAUCAACCGGGCUGCUCAAAACAAGCCGGCAUGCAAAUAUGAACUGACAUGUUUGUUCUUGCUAGGCAUGUAGAGUUUAUAGUACACGGAUUUGUAUACCAGCCUACAAUGGACUUUUCAUAACACAGUGUUAACAGAGUUUUGUAUAAUCAUCUGAGAGAACAACUUGGACAUUGUUCUGACGACAGCAGAUACCUCUGAAACCAAGCAGAGGAAGCUCAGCAUGCCCCUUACACAACCCAGGAUGUUCCCUUCAUCCUUUUCCUUCCUUUCCAGGCACAGUGUCUUUCUGCUUCCUGAGAACAAGCAACUCUGGAUCAUGUUUGUGAGAAGAAGAAGGAAAAAAUCUUCACUCAAGAGCUAAUUUGGCUAAGAAUGAUCUCGGGGACCAGUUAGCACAGUGUCAUUUUCGUGAUGCUAUCUGAUCCUUAGUUUUCAUUCAUUAGCACCGCUGGCAUUUGUGAGGGGGAUGUAUUCCUUUAAGCCACUCACUCCUUUUCUGACAAUCACUGAUCUUGGUGUGGUUUGCUGGGAAAGGAUGUGCCACUCGGCUGUGAGGAGCAAGCUCGCCCAGAAAGAAUAUCAAAGCGUGGAAGCAUCUGGGAGAAAUGAGCAUGCAGUAAAUUGGAUUUGGAGUCUUUCAGAUUCCUCUCGGUGCCCAUGAAGGCAACUUCCAGAACCCUGAGGAUAACUGGACCACUGCAAAUGGAAAUCUUUAUCUGCUCAUCGUUACUGGCUGAAAUAAAAAGUUUUGCGUAACAUGGUCUGAUAUUUGGAAAACUGUUAUAAAGAAUAUGGGUGGCUUUAGCAAAUCACACUGAAGGUGAAUUCCUCCAUUUUUUUCAGGAAUUUCUUCAUAAUUAAAUGGUUGAGAUGUAAACAAAGUGAUUCAGAGUGGUUUGGUGUGAAAGGCUCUGGUCUAGAGAAACUUGUAAUCAUAAUUGUUCAUAGUGGUGGUGAUAGGAACCAAAUGUCCGCCUCUAAAAGCUCCCUUACAGAACAUUAUUAAAUGAAAUGGUUAUGAAUUUCAUGUACAAAUUAGUUCCCAAAGAAACUACUUUUUCAGAUGUUCCACUAUUUUACCAUCAUUAGCUUUACAUGUAAACUCAGAAGACACUUCUGAAGGUUCACUGAUUAUUUGAAUAGUAAAUACAAUGGCUAUUUUUGUGUUGUGGACAUGGUAACCCCUGGUUCCUAUUACCACCACUGUAAGGAAACUUUCUCUAUGUUGAACCAUUUCAUAUCAAACCACUUUAAAUGACUUUGUUCAUAUCGCAACAAGGAAAUCAUGCAAAAAAAAGAAUAAAAAAUUGGUGGAAUUCCCUUGUCAGGCACAAAGUGCCUAAGCAGAAGACUAUAAUGGAUUAGCCAGGUCAGAUUCCGUAUAACGUAGGGUGACUGAAGUGAAACUGGCAAUAUACUGUAUGAUUAAAUAUUUGUUCAGAACAGUAUUUAAUCACGCCUUUGUUUUACAUUCCAAAGGUUUUACUUUGCGCACAAUAACAGUUAUUAUAAAGGUGUUUGUGGUUUCUACAGUGUAAAGAGUUUCUAUUUAAUAACAUAUUACUCAAGCAGUUCACAUUUGUUGUGUUUUGUCCAUCAUUCUGUGUUAUUUUAUUUAUCAUAACAAUGAAGACGAUGCACGUGUUAUCUCUACGUUAAGAGUCGAACAAACAGGUAGUGUUGAGCAAUAAGAGCGAACGCUUCAUAACAAUAAGCUAAAAAAGACACAGGAUGUUUUGAGCAGCUGUAAAUGCAGCUGGCCAUUUCCAUCUACACAUUUUCACACAUAUUCACAUUUUGUUUGUCCUGCUAACACGUACAUCUGCUGUGUUGCGUUAAUAUUAUUCACAAACUGCUGUGUAGCCAGUUCUGUCAUUCAGCUACAAUAUCUGCCAGUAACCCUAUUGAAAAAGACAGUGCUGUAAUGUGUAGUCUAUUCUUUCACUGUAUUUAAGCAACUUAUUUGUAUUAACUGUAUUAUUAAUGACUUGUAUUUUGCUUUGCCAUGUUCAUGUUGCCUUUGUUCAUUCUGGCAUACUUCAGCUUGAUCAGACAUGUCUUAGAUUGGAAAUUAGACAUUUGCCUCUUUUUGUACAGCGCUUUGAAAAUCUUUGUCUUUCUGUGUAAACCAGUAAUUGUGUGAAAUCAAUUAAACUACUUUUCCUUA